Chelmon rostratus (copperband butterflyfish) is the source of this 4506-nucleotide messenger RNA. RefSeq names its product chondroitin sulfate N-acetylgalactosaminyltransferase 1a (gene csgalnact1a). Gene Ontology annotation, molecular function: glucuronosyl-N-acetylgalactosaminyl-proteoglycan 4-beta-N-acetylgalactosaminyltransferase activity. Lineage: Eukaryota; Metazoa; Chordata; Actinopteri; Chaetodontiformes; Chaetodontidae. The record is from RefSeq and is a predicted model, not a curated record. Bases 667 to 2454 code for a protein of 595 amino acids. The transcript has 8 exons. Gene Ontology annotation, cellular component: Golgi cisterna membrane.
AAACGCUCACACCCGCUCCUGCACUCCGCAAGUGUUGUCUGUAGACCGGUGGAGGGCUGCAGGACGGGACCGCUGCACCGGGACAAAACAACACCUCCACUCAGGAUGGACUGAAGCAACGACCGCGGGAGCAAGAGGAUAACGACAUGAGGAAACCACCGCUGACCAGCAAGGAUUUACUUUCCCAAGAAACGUAGCAUUUUUGCCCCAUGCAUCACCCUGCUUCAUCCGGGCUGUUGUGGCUGCGUACUCGUGUUCCCAGACGUUUCCUUGAGAAUCUUUCUCUGUGUUUGGUAACAGGCAGGCAGACAGGAAGAGGACAUCAUGGACUGACUGAGAGAGUCAGAGCACAUGCAAACAGAUGAGUCACAUAUGAGUGAUAGAUGAUGUAACAAUGUAAUGAUGUCUUCUAGCAGACCAUGGAGCUUUUGAUGCUCACACAUUCACUUUGCCAAUGACAAAACAAGCUACAGACUCAGGCAGUGGAGGGGCAAUGACCUAAUUUAGAUCAAGUGACCUCAUACUGAUAAGUAGCCGGCCUCCUCACUGGGUGAUGGAACAUAAUCACAAAUGGACUCUUAUCAGCGUGGCUGGAGUGUGUGAGGUUACAUGAUAUUUCUGUGUGUGUAUGUGUGUGUGGAUGACUGUGUAACUCAGUGAGUUUUGAUGCUACAUGCAGCAAUGUUGCGGCGUGGUCUACUAUCCAGGGUCUCUCGUGUUGGGGGCAUGCUGGUACUCCUCUGCUGCUCCCUGUCGCUGCUCUAUGUGAUGACCUGCAGUCCGCCGCAUUCUGACGACCCUCCACUGAGUCAUGCUCUGCCCCGUCCUGGACCCAUCCACCCCAGCUUGGGGGGUACAGGGCCAGGGAUUGGAGCAGGAGCAGGUGGGACUGGAGGAGCCCGAGCUGGGCCUGCUCAAAGCGGUGGAUCCCCCGGUGUUCAGUCUUAUCAGGUGCUACUCCAAGAACGCGAGGAGCAGCACCGCCUCCACAUCUCGUCCUUGAAGAAGCAGAUAGCUCAGCUCAAGGAGGCUUUGCAGGAGCGUAGCCAGCAGCUGAAAGGAGUACAGGAGAGCCUGAAGAGAGCUGCUGGAGGCCCAGCAGACGGACAGGAAGCAGGGGCUGGUUUGCAGGGUGGUGGUCUUGGGGAGGCCCAGGGACCAAAAAGCCAGCAGGCGGACCUCCAGGAGUUCCUGCGGAGCCAGCUGUCGAAGGCCGAGGUGACCGCCGGCGCCAGGUUGCCCAGUGAGUACGCAGUGGUGCCCUUUGAGAGUUUCACCCUACAGAGAGUGUACCAGCUGGAGAUGGGGCUGACGCGUCACCCCGAGGAGAAGCCUGUGAGGAAGGACAAGAGAGAGGAGCUGGGAGAGGUGCUGGAGACUGCCCUGCACAGCCUCAACACGCCAUCAUCCCAGCAAGACAGCAGGAGUGCGGCUGAAAGGUCCCAAACAAGCAAAGUGUACUCACCGUCUGACUUCGUAGAAGGUAUCACACGUACAGAGAAAGACAAAGGGACGCUGUACGAGCUGACAUUCAGAGGGGAGUCCAGUAAUGAAUUCAGGCGUCUGGUCCUCUUCCGUCCUUUUGGACCACUGUUGAAGGUGAAAAACGAGAGGGUGGACACAGUCAACGUCCCAAUCAACAUCAUCGUCCCGCUGUCCAGACGCACAGACAAGUUCAAACAGUUCAUGCACAACUUCAGGGAAGUCUGCUUGCGUCAGGACGGCCGGGUCCAUCUGACAGUGGUGUAUUUUGGGAAAGAGCAGAUGAGCGAAGUCCGCAGCACUCUAGAGAACACAUCCAGGGAAGUUAAUUUUAAGAACUACACUCUGCUGCAGCUGGAUGAGGAGUUUUCUCGGGGACGGGGUCUGGACGUGGGGGCCCGAGCCUGGAAGGGAGGCAACGUGCUGCUUUUCUUCUGCGACGUGGACAUCUACUUCACCGCCGACUUCCUCAACACCUGCCGACUCAACACGCAGCCUGGUAAAAAGGUGUUCUACCCGGUGCUAUUCAGCCAGUACAACCCCACUCUGAUCUAUGGAAGUCCUGAACACAUCCCACCUGUGGAGCAACAGCUGGUGAUCAAGAAAGACACAGGCUUCUGGAGGGACUUCGGUUUCGGCAUGACCUGCCAGUACAGGUCCGACUUCAUAAACAUAGGAGGGUUUGACAUCGAUAUCAAAGGCUGGGGGGGCGAGGAUGUCCACCUUUACAGAAAGUACCUCCAUAGCAACCUCCUUGUGGUCCGAGCGCCGUCGCGAGGCUUGUUCCACCUGUGGCAUGAGAAACAUUGUGCUGAUGAGCUCCCUCCAGACCAGUACCGCAUGUGCAUGCAGUCCAAGGCCAUGAACGAGGCCUCGCACGGCCAGCUGGGGAUGCUGUUCUUCAGGCACGAGAUCGAGGCUCACCUCCGCAAACAGAAACAACAGCAAAACUCAAACCCCAAGAAGACCUGAAGUCUUAAAGCUUGCUGAGUUAUAAUCACCACAACGACUGCGAUCAUUAAAAAUUGCGCAGAUGAAUUCAACUGAUAUGAACUACAUCAGAUUUUAAAGGAAUAGUGCAACAUUUUAGAAACUGUGCUCAUUCAGUUUCUUGGCUGAUAGUUAGAUGAGGAGGCUGAUACCUCUCUCAUAUGUGUAUAACAGAUAUGGAGCUAGCAGGUGAUUUGCUUAGCUUAGCGUGGAAAUGGGGAGUCAGCUAGCUUGGCUCUGUCAGAAGGUGCAAAAUGCUGCACCUAUGGAGCUCACCAAUUAACAUGUUGUAUUUCUUAAUUGUACAAAAAGCUGAUUGUAAAAAUGACCUGUGGUCUUAUGGGUGGUUAUGUGCCCAAGAAAUAGACAGAAAAAGAUUUUGUCUCCUUUGUCCAGAGCCUGUUUCCAUUCUUUAUACUAGGCAAGGCUCCAUAUUUAGUGUACAUAUAUAAGACUGGUAUCAAUCUUUUCAUCUACCUCUCUACAAGAAGGAGAAAAGGCACAUUUCCUAAACUGUCAAACUAUUCCUUAAAUGAAAAAAUGUGAAGACCUUUUACUUUUCCAGGACUCCGUGCACUUUGCUGCUCUGGAAAGGUCAAGACAGAAUUAAGAAUUAAUUAAAACUGAACUGCUUAAGGUAUUCAUCGUCACAGCUGGAGUGGACAUUUGUUGGACAUUAAUCAACAGAAUGGUCUCCUGUGUCAAACAUCCACCUGUAGCUUAAUGUCCAUUUGUAAUAUUCUCUGUAACUACAGCAAGUCCUUUCAGAAAGAAAACAUAGGACAUAAGUUUGAGCUCUCUGAGCCGUGUGCCUUCUGUAUUAAAAACCCAAACACUGUCUCCUCAGUUUGGCCAGUGAAAACUGAAUCUACCUACAAGUUUUUAUAUGUAGGGAAACAGAGCCACCUAGUGGAGAGAAAGUCAACAACAUGUUAGUGUAUAAACAAUGAAGGACUUGUUUAAAGCCUGCAAUGGCCUUGUAAAACAUUUAUAUAAAUUAUUGAUCUGUAAUCCUCAUUUCGUUAUUUAUGUUAUUCUUUUGUAAAUGCCACCAUUUUUAAGGAUUCUGGUUUCCGGUGCAGUUGUUGCCUGGACAGUAUUAUGUUUGGGCCGUUCACCUCUAUUGUGAAGUGAGACUGAUGUUGGUGAGUCAAAGAGAAACAUGCUACGAAUGACAGUAUCUAUACGGCCCGACAAACGCAGAGCACAGUGACUACAAAAGCAGUCAAGUUAAGAGAAAAAGGUUGAAAGUUUUCAGGCUGGAUGGCAAACUGAAAAACAGAAAGGUUGUAAUGCUCUUGUUUUGUCUUUUUUAGUUGAUUUUAUACCAAAAAAUAAUUGCCAUAGGGUCAAAAACAAGAUGGCAGUUAAGCUAUUAACUAAUUAUUAUUUUUCUCAAAAGCCCUCUCACCAUAACAUGUAUGCAUUUAUGCCCAAAAUAUACAUAAAGAUAAGUUAAUUUUUUAAAAGUUUAUUUUAAAAGAUGAAACAUGCUGUAGACUAAUUUCUGUUUCUUGUUACAUAACUAAUGUGUGGACACAUAAUGGAUAGACAAGGAGAACGGUAAUACUGUUCACUGUCCUGACAUUGACGAUGACUUAACUUAAGUCGGAACAAGACUACUGAUUUUAAUAUUUUUGUUUCUGUCAAUCAAAUGUGACUCUUGUGAGGCCUUGUCAGAAAUAUCCACACAGAGUGCAUUAAUGAAGAAUUAAUGUGACAUGUAUUGCUGAGCAGUCACAGAAACUGGAGAUGUUAGGGUUUAGGUGUAGAGAUAUGAAUGCCUUGAUGGUUACUUUAUGUUUGUUUUAAUAUUAUCUCCCAUAGAUCUUGUUCCAGCACUUCUUCAGUCAGUCAGAACAAGCUGUACUUUUGGUGGAUGACCAAAGAUGUGAAAAUAGGCACUUUUUGAAACAUGUUUUUAUCGUUUGCCAUUGAAACAUUCCUUGUAAUAAUAUAUCGAAUGACUUUACAUUUCAACUUAUUUUUUCACUUCAUGUAAAUGAGCUGAAUAAAACAUACUUGUGCAUUGUG